CCCGGGGCAGGUGGGAGGCUGAAUCACAACUCCACUGGAGACGUCCGAGGCGGUGAGAACCUGUGAGAGGAACUGUGAGCGCCGUCGUGAGAGGACAGGUAGCCCCGAGAACAGAUCUCACCAGGGAACCACACACAGGUCACCAUGCCGGUCUCCAUGCAGCAGUUUGAGAAGGAGGUCACUCUCCUGAAGGAGGUGGCCAAGAAGAACCCGGUGGACGUGCAGCCCCUGCCGCCCGUCGUCCACAACGAAAAGAAGGGUCUGUUUGGUGUGAAGAACGCGCACGCCGAGCUGAUCGAGCUCAUCAAUAUGAUCUACGAGGAGGGUUUCAAGUACGACGACGGCACCGUGGCCAUUCCGUUCGGCAUCCUCUUCCAGUGUUAUUCGGUUAUCAACAAUCGGGUGGUCGGCCUCCUCGGCAAGGCCAGGAAAUAUGGCUUCGUCUACUUCGAAGGAGAAAUGCUGUAUCAGGUCAAGGACGACCACAAGCCCAUCAUGCUGAUGAAGCCAAUAGAGGUCAUCCGGAAAGAGCUCUCCGGCAUCAACUGAACGCCUUCGCUCAGCGCGCGCGCCACACUGAUGCACUUGCUUGACUUUGCUCUCGAAAAUGAGUGCAUUUCUGUCCAGGUUAUACCGCUGAGACGUGAUAGAGCGUGACUUUGCAGGUGCCAUUGCUAUCCUGUCACUACAGGUAUGAGCUCCAAUUCUACGCUGCAUAUACAACAGUGUGGUGUAUUGAGUCACUGGUAUAACCAUCUUAGCAACAAAAUCAAGAUAUUGCUAAGUAUAUUAGGUACAGGAUAUCCCUUUAUGGCAGUUGAGGAAAGCCUAAAAUUUCGGACUUUGCUAAUUUAUUUACGUAAGCUCAAAUUGUAGAUUCUGAUAGCCAGUCUUCACGAUUCAUAUGCUGAGUUUGCUUCGUGCUAUGCACACACGAUGUCUUGAGCUUACAGGCGAAAUCUGGCCAGCUGUUGGAACCGUUUAUGUUGCUCUAUUUCAAGGUAGAUGCAUCGACGUUAUUUAUGUCGCAGAUGUGAUACGACUGAGUAUCGUAUUUCACAUUUUUAGUCGGCCGUCUUGUGCACGUCUAUACAGUUUCAUUCGCGUUAUUCGCUUCAUUCUCCCGCAUUACAAGGCAUAAAUACAUAUUCAACAAGU
Amphibalanus amphitrite is the source of this 1158-nucleotide messenger RNA. RefSeq names its product actin-binding Rho-activating protein-like. The transcript has 5 exons. The coding region runs from base 145 to 549 and encodes 134 amino acids. Gene Ontology annotation, molecular function: actin binding. The record is from RefSeq and is a predicted model, not a curated record. Gene Ontology annotation, biological process: positive regulation of Rho protein signal transduction. Lineage: Eukaryota; Metazoa; Arthropoda; Thecostraca; Balanomorpha; Balanidae.